This is a messenger RNA of Castor canadensis (American beaver), 202 nucleotides long. RefSeq names its product beta-defensin 104A-like. The record is from RefSeq and is a predicted model, not a curated record. Gene Ontology annotation, biological process: innate immune response. Gene Ontology annotation, cellular component: extracellular region. NCBI's taxonomy places the organism in Eukaryota, Metazoa, Chordata, Mammalia, Rodentia, Castoridae.
AUGAGGAGUCUUGUGCUGCUUUUAGCCAUUUCUCUCCUACUCUACCAAGAUCCUCCAGUGAGAAGUGAUCUGGAAGUAAACAGAAUCUGUGGCUAUGGCACUGCUCGCUGCCGCAGGAAAUGUAAAGAACAGGAAAAGAAGAUUGGAAGAUGUCCCAACACCUCUGACUGCUGCUUGAAAACAUGGAGUGAGAGCGUUUUGC